UUUCCGAGUGGUCUGGAAGGCAUCACCGGCUCCGCCUGAGUUGAAUCAGAGUCAGUGGAGACACCUGUGAGAGCAGCAGGUGCUCCCAGUGCGUCUGUUGUGAUCUGAAGGAAAGAAUACAGAUAACUGCAGCUUGGGUUCAUCACUGACGAGGUAAAUCAGGAGGAUGAGGUACUUUACGUCUAAUUUAGUCUUCACCACUGGGCUGAUUAUGGGAUUUCUUUCCCUUCGCUUCCUGAUGGACGCGCACUUCUCAGCAGAGAGAGUCGCAUAUGUCAUGAGGGCUGUCAAGCAUGAAGUCAGACACGAUUUACAGCAUGUGCAUACAGUUGAGAACAAGAGCUCCACAGCCAAUUCCUCCGACACAGUACGGAUCUUGUGCUGGAUCAUGACGGGCCCCAAGAACUUGCAAUCCCGCACCAAGCACAUCAAGGAAACAUGGGCCAAGCACUGCAACAAAGUGCUGUACAUGAGCUCCGUCAAGACCGACUUCCCCACCGUGGAGCUUAACGUGAGUGAAGGGAGGGAAAACCUGUACUGGAAGACCAUCCGCGCUUUUCAGUACAUCUACCAGCACCACCUGGACGAAGCAGACUGGUUCCUGAAAGCAGACGACGACACGUUUGUGGUCGUAGAGAAUCUACGCUACAUCUUGUCCAAAUACGAUACGGAAAAGCCGUUGUACUUGGGCAGAAGGUUUAAACCAUUCGUCAAGCAAGGCUACAUGAGUGGAGGAGCAGGGUAUGUCCUCAGUAAGGAGGCGCUGAGAAGAUUUAUCAAAGGGUUCGAUACUGGGAAGUGUACCCACUUCUCCACCAUAGAGGACAUGGCUCUGGGGAAGUGUAUGGAGACGAUGAAGGUGGAGCUGGCAGACUCCAGAGACGUGAAGGGGAGACAGACGUUUCAUCCUUAUCCUCCAGACCAUUACCUGGUCAGACAGCCCCCGAGAAAACGGCCGUGGUAUCUGAUUUACGACUACUACCGUCCAAUAGAGGGUCCAGGCUGCUGCGCAGAUUUUGUCGUGUCCUUCCACUACAUUAAAGCUGCCCAGCUGUAUGUGUUGGACUACCUGACGUACCAUCUGCGGCCAUAUGGAUACAAAUACAGAUUUAAUCCAGAUGAAAAAACUGAAUCAACCACCAUUACUAGGCCCACAUGAAAUGUUGGUGUGUGCACAACAACCUCUGCACUAACUGGAGGACGGGUUGGGGGUAUCAGCAGGUUCUAGAGCCAAGCUUAACUUAUUUAACACAAGAUAUUUAACUUUUUCAAACCAUAACUGUAACUUAAGGCUUUUCAGAUUUAAAGAUGUGUUGAUUCCUUCAACUCCCACAAAGGUCAGAUUUCUACUUUGAAAAGUGUCCAUGAUGUUUGGGGAUUUGUGUGUUUUACUAAGCUAUAACUUUGUGUGUAGGAAGAAAUGAAAUGUAAAGAACAUGCGUGCCUUUAAUCUGUCCUCCUUAUUUUUGUCUUUUACGACAGUGAAAUGUGGAGGAGCAUGCAGGGAGUAUCUUUAGCCACAUUCAGAAAAAAAUCUUAAAUGGCCGAUAGUAAAAAACAAAGCUGUUAAUGAUAAAGAGAAGAUUGGGUGAAGGCCAGUGAGAGCUGAUUUUUAAGAUUUAAAAAAUGAAAACAAAGCUGCAGUUUAUUCUACGCUAGCCACCAAAAUAAGAAUGUACUGUCAAAUGCACUGGCGCUAUACGGCAGUGUAGAAAAUCAGCAGCACUGUAGCUCUGUCCAGAUUGUUAGGUACAUUAUGUUCUGAAUAUUACACACUGUUGGUGUAUACAUUUCACUUUGUUGACAACAGUAUAUGAUUUCAAUGUGAAUUCAAGCUGAAGCUUUGCUGCAACAAUUUGCUGUGUAUUUAUUUUUCUUCUGUUAAAAACAAAUAGUGUGUUUUCUUCCACUUACCUGUCUUAUACUGUCUUACACAUUUUGUGAACUACACGUAUACACUGCCAGGAGUUCUGCUGCGAUCCACUGCAAGUCGGCAGUCGAUAAUUCUGUGUCUGUAUUUCAAACUUCCGAACUUAAUGAAUCCCAGUGCAUCUGCUUUAGAAAACAUGGACAUCCUCAGCAAACUGAUGUUUGCAUGCCAAGUCUGAGCUUCACAAGCUGCUACAGAGGACCCACAUAAAAUAUUACAACGCCAUUAAGAGAAAUGCUGUAAAAAAUAAGACAACGGGUGUGGAGUGUAAUAGUGUGAACAUCCACAGCCAAUAGCAGAAGUUGUAGACAUUUUUUUUGCAUCUGUUUUUUGCUGUUAAGAUUCACAAGACAAACACUACGUAACGUAAACCUGAUAAAAAGUAGCUAAUUUUUUUGUCCGAGUACGAUGAAUUGCAGCAUUUUAAAGAGGAUCAGUGCAACUCAAGUUUGGCGACUGCUUAGCUUUGUUUUGCAUAAAGACUGAAAACGGGAGGAAGCAGAUAGACUGGCUUUGUCCAAAGCUUGUCAAUUAGCACGUUAUAUCUCCUUUGUUAAUCCAUAGAGGUGUUAUCGGUGUCUACACUUCUAUUUUUGUAUGUGUUCUGAUAGUAGCUGUAUAUCUACAAGACACAUAUGACAGUGGCAUCAACUCACUGAUCUAACUCUUGGCAAGAAAGUGGAUAACGUCCUGGUGGAACCAACAUCUAGCCGGGGACUCUUUGUUGCCAGUCAUCCUCGCCUCUUUUUCCACUUGUAGCGCUCUACUGUCACUAAUAUGUCUGCAAUGGUUGAGACACAGCCAGAGGCUUUAGAUCAGCAGGACUGACGACCAUGUGUACCAGCUGUGUCUACUCAAAUAUCAAAUAUGUCAUAUAUCUGUGUUGCACUUUUGAAAGGGUAACUCAAAUGGACAAUCUUUAAGAAAUUAUAUUUUAUUUAUUGAAAAAGGGUUUACUCUGUUGAACUACCACGUUCUACGUUUACUAUUCCUUCUGGCACUUUUACAGUGUUAAACAAUAAAAUAUAUUUUACAGUCAA
This is a messenger RNA of Epinephelus fuscoguttatus (brown-marbled grouper), 2970 nucleotides long. It is a transcript of the gene c1galt1a, whose product is annotated as core 1 synthase, glycoprotein-N-acetylgalactosamine 3-beta-galactosyltransferase 1a. The record is from RefSeq and is a predicted model, not a curated record. The transcript has 4 exons. Gene Ontology annotation, cellular component: membrane. NCBI's taxonomy places the organism in Eukaryota, Metazoa, Chordata, Actinopteri, Perciformes, Serranidae. The coding region runs from base 167 to 1159 and encodes 330 amino acids. Gene Ontology annotation, molecular function: N-acetylgalactosaminide beta-1,3-galactosyltransferase activity.